AUGGGGUUGUGCACAAAAAACAAAGCUCGCUCCCCCUCUCGCCGCGAGAAGCCAGUAGAGAUCGAGCCUGCUGCUGGAGCAGCGGCAGCAGCAGCACCCCCAGCAGCAGCAGCAGCAGAAGAAGAAGAAGCAGCAGAAGCAGUAGCAAAGGAGCCUAUUCUUGAAGAGGAGCUGCAUGCAGCCCCGCAGCGUCAAGGAGACGAGCAGACAGUUGAGUGCGAAGAGACGACUGUCCUUGUUGUCGAAGGUCCAGCCCCAGCAACUGCAGCAGCAGCUGCCGCUGCCGCCGCAGCAGUAACAGCAAUUGCAGCAGAAGCAGCAGCAGCAGAUGCAGUUGUUGAGAAGCCCCCAUCAAGAAGAGAGGUUGAGGCAAGUAUCCACGGGAACCCCCCUCCUCUUCGUAAUGACUCUGCAGCUACUUCAUGCGCAGGGCUUACAGAUGCAGACGGCCUAAGCAGACCCGGCACUCUGCAGCUAGACGGAGAGAAAGAAAAAGAAAAAGCUGCAGGGGAGGGAGAGAGAGAAACAGAGACAGAGCAGCAGCAGCAGCAGCAGCAGCAGCAGCAGCAGAGCGCAGCAAACAAUGGAGAAGCAGACGUCAAUGAAGAGGCCUCAACUCCUGCCCGAGAAGCAGCAGCAGAGGCAGCAAAAAGAGAAGAAGAAGACGAAGGUGCUGCUGCUACUUCUUCUGCUGCAGGUGCUGCUGUUGAGUUUACAAUGACAGUGCAGCGUACGUUUUCCUCGCUUAAAGAGUCUCUCAGCCGCAGCUACAUGAGCCUGCGGUCUUUUACCGAGAGCAGAGAGGAGGCCCCCUCAAACAACAACAACAACGACAGCAGCAACAGCAGCAGCAACAGCAGCAGCAACGGCAACAGCAGCAGCAGCAGCAGCAGCGGUGGAGGGGUGCUUCCUGCUGCAGAGCAAUGCGUAUGCGGCGUGCUGAAUGACUUAACUGAACUUGGAGAGAAAGCACUGCCAUGCGUAUUAGGAGAAAACUCUGACAGCGAAACAGAGAUCCCCGCUGGUGCUGUUCCGUUGCCUCCGCCGCAGAUUACGAUGAUUGUGAAUACACCCGCAGGGGCUUAUCUUCGCGUAAUUCCUCAGGAAUUGGUUCAAGACGCCAUUGAUAUGGGUUUUAUUUCACAAGAAGAAGUAAAUAAACAAAAACAAUUGUGGGAAGAUAAAUGGGGAGGUCUGCGCAUUCAAUAUUCUCCUGCAACAUCAUUCGCUCAUCAAGAUGUUAAGGUGUGA
Molecule: messenger RNA, 1251 nt
Organism: Eimeria acervulina
Lineage: Eukaryota; Apicomplexa; Conoidasida; Eucoccidiorida; Eimeriidae
Exons: 1
Coding region: 1-1251 (416 amino acids)
Source: RefSeq, a predicted model, not a curated record